AAUAUCCUCUUCGAGACGGCUAAACUGUCGUAUAUGUUUGGAAGAAGACAACGAGAUCAACAUGAUUUCACCGUGUGAAUGCCGCGGUUCCGUAGAAUUUGUGCAUGAACGAUGUCUGCAGCAUUGGUUUGAAGUGAUGCACACACGACGCUGUCAAAUAUGCAAAACGGAGUACGAGCUAGAAGACCGCGGGAUGAAGCCGUACACGGAAUGGACACUGCCUGCACCACUGAGCGACGACUGGGAGGAUCAGCUCGACUUCAAAUGCGCCCUGUUUUGGCUUGUAUUCAUGUCACGCAUUACAUACGUGGUACUCAAGUAAGC
Molecule: messenger RNA, 324 nt
Organism: Gongylonema pulchrum
Lineage: Eukaryota; Metazoa; Nematoda; Chromadorea; Rhabditida; Gongylonematidae
Source: the annotation of a GenBank genome assembly